AUGUCUGACUGUGAGAAUGAUUUGUUGGGCACGUCUUCGUCGGUAUUAGUAAACGGUUGGACAGUUUGGUACGAGAAGUUUGGUUCGGGACCCAAACCUGUGCUCCUUAUUUCGGGUGCUAUGGGCACCGGACGGACCGAUUAUAUGCCACAACUGGAUGGCGAACAUGAGCUGGACUUUGAAAAGUUCACUAUAAUAGCGGUGGAGGCGCCCGGUUGGGGACGAUCGCGACCACCGAUGCGCAAGUACUGCACUAAUGUCUACAAUAACGACGCCCAGUGUUUUCAGGCCGUUAUGCAGAGUCUGGGAUACGAGAGGUAUUCAAUAAUCGGAUGGUCAGACGGGGCCAAAGUGGCGCUCCUGAUGGCUGUCCAGUACUCCCAGUGCGUGGAAUCACUGGUGUUGACCGGCAUCUCAACGCAUAUCACCGAUCGGUGCCUAAGAUUUUUUAGGAGCGCACAAAAUAUCGGCUGUUGGGGUAUAAUUGAAUUUGAGUUGCGGUCCGCCAUUCGGCACUGGUUUGCCGUCUUGAGUGACCACUUUGACGACACACGUGUUUUUCAGUCCUGGUUUGAAUGUCUCGGACGGCUUAAUCACGUCAAACCGCACAUCAGUUUCGUAUACCUCCACUGUAUUGGAUCCGAUGAACUGCUUUCCGGUCGCCGUUUCAGUUACUCGUGCCGUGAAUACCAUUUUAAUGUCAGAGUCGAGAGAGGGUCGUUGGUCCACUUUUACGGGGACAAUCAGUCCAGCGCUACCGUAAAUCCAAGCCAUUGUCCGGAAUAA
Messenger RNA from Medioppia subpectinata, 786 nucleotides. Lineage: Eukaryota; Metazoa; Arthropoda; Arachnida; Sarcoptiformes; Oppiidae. The record is from the annotation of a GenBank genome assembly.